AUGAGCUCCUUUGAAAUAAUUGAUCCGAAAAAGCCGGUGGAGGAAAAUAAGCUGCCAAAUGGAGUGGAACUACUUCAGCAUGAAGUAAAUGCCUUUUCUAAUCACUAUUCGAAUGGAAAAUCUUUUGAUGAUUUGGAGAAGAAAUCGAUUGAGACUGGAACAGAGCCAGGAAUUCACUUCGGAAUUGAUUUUAAACUUCACCCGGAUGCAGUCAAGAAAUUGGAUUCAAUUGGACUCUUUUGUAAAUUGAGUAUUGCUCCUAUCAGUUACACUUAUAAAUACCCAACUGAAAUGGCAAAAGGAGGUGUCCAAAUCACUUUCAAACCAGAAGUUCCUGAAUUGAAAGAUGUCAAAUGGGUUCAUGAAGAUGGAACUGCUGACGAUCUUUUCAAAGAAGACAAUGGACAUUAUUCAUGUGUUUCGAUGAUUCCUCUCAAAUCAUUGAAUGAGUUUACCGAGAACGGAUGCGCUGUUUUGAGAGUUGAGAUGACUAUUGACAAAGAAUAUUUCGAUAUUCAGAAAUACAUCGAUUUGGAUAUAAAAGAAGCAUAUGUUGCUCCGAAUUCAUAUAAGAUUCUCGAUAAGAUUUUGAUGGGAGAACAAGUUCCAAAAAGUGAUUGGGUUAUAUCUGCGAGUGAAGGAUUUCCACGAGAUUUUCACGUUCAUGGACCUGUUCUAGCAGAUUCGAGUUAUGCAUUGAGAGCUGCUGUCACGAGUCACAUGUGUAUUUCCAAAGAAAUUGCCAUGAUUUCUCAUGAAAACCGUUUCGUUGUAACUAGUCUAAAAUCAAAGGAUAUGCGUGUGAUUCUCACAUAUAUCUAUCAUCGUCGUUUCGUUCUUCCUGAAUUUGACGCGGUCAGCCGAAUUGGAAAAGUCUUGUCGUUGCUGUUCAAAGAUGACAUUCUGAAAUUCUUUGAGAGUUGGAACGCGGAAAUUAUCAAGAAUCUCAGAAAACUUGAUUGUGUGAAAGCAUUGAUUUGUGUCACUUCUGCACCUCAAGGAUCUCUUCUUGGAGUAUACAAUGUUGCUCUGAUUGUUGCUGCAGAUGCGUGGCAAAUGACUGAAAUCAAUGGAAAGAAAUUAAAGAAGGAGAAAGUGAAAAAGGAAAUUGGAAAGCCUUGGACUGUUAUUGAUGAUAUCCUUGAGUUAAUCGACGACUUCAAAACUGUUGUCUGUGGAGUAGAAAAAAUGGAAUUUAUUGAAUAG
Caenorhabditis remanei is the source of this 1206-nucleotide messenger RNA. RefSeq lists its product as uncharacterized. The coding region runs from base 1 to 1206 and encodes 401 amino acids. Lineage: Eukaryota; Metazoa; Nematoda; Chromadorea; Rhabditida; Rhabditidae. The transcript has 9 exons. The record is from RefSeq and is a predicted model, not a curated record. Gene Ontology annotation, molecular function: protein binding.